Messenger RNA from Coffea eugenioides, 702 nucleotides. Its product is annotated as transcription factor E2FA-like. The coding region runs from base 1 to 702 and encodes 233 amino acids. Gene Ontology annotation, molecular function: DNA-binding transcription factor activity, RNA polymerase II-specific; protein dimerization activity; RNA polymerase II cis-regulatory region sequence-specific DNA binding. Gene Ontology annotation, biological process: regulation of transcription by RNA polymerase II. The record is from RefSeq and is a predicted model, not a curated record. Gene Ontology annotation, cellular component: RNA polymerase II transcription regulator complex. NCBI's taxonomy places the organism in Eukaryota, Viridiplantae, Streptophyta, Magnoliopsida, Gentianales, Rubiaceae. The transcript is spliced from 8 exons.
AUGUCUGGAGGAAACGCAUACGGAUCAAAGGUCACACCUUCAACUCCUUUGUCCAAUGCCAAAGGAGGAAAAGCAAGGAGCUGCCGCAAUGACAGAUCUUUGGGUCUUCAGACAAAAAAUUUCGUCAACUUGAUAAAGCAUGCAGAGGAUGGAAUUCUUAAUUUGAACGAGGCAGCAAAGACGUUGGAGAUGUCAAAAAGACGGAUAUAUGACAUUAAAAGUGUUCUUGGAGGAAUUGGUCUAAUUGAAAAGGAAUUGAAAAGUACAAUCCGUUGGACGGGCCUUGGCGCGUCAAGACAACCAGAUCUGCAGGCAGAAGUUGAGAAUCUUUCCAUGGAAGAACGAAGAUUAGAUGAUCGAAUCAGAUGGCUUUUUGUGACUUUCGAGGAUAUCAAGGCUGUGCCUUGCUUUCAGAAUGAAACUAUUAUAGCCAUUAAAGCUCCAUAUAGUACUGUUCUAGAAGUCCCAGAUCCUUUUGUGACUUGCGAGGAUAUCAAGGCUGUGCCUUGCUUUCAGGCUGUUGAUUAUCCACAAAGGAGAUAUGAAAUGACCCUCAGAAGCACAAUGGGGCCCAUUGAUGUCUACUUUAUCAGCCAAUUUGAGGAUGUAAUUGAUGAGCCCAUUCAAACGAGAUGUGGAGGAUUUCGUGGGAAUGAAGCUUUUUGGUCCAAGUUGUUCAAGACUAAUACAAUUUUAAGUUAA